Mucor velutinosus is the source of this 2553-nucleotide messenger RNA. RefSeq lists its product as uncharacterized. Bases 1 to 2553 code for a protein of 850 amino acids. The transcript has 9 exons. NCBI's taxonomy places the organism in Eukaryota, Fungi, Mucoromycota, Mucoromycetes, Mucorales, Mucoraceae. The record is from RefSeq and is a predicted model, not a curated record. Gene Ontology annotation, biological process: protein localization to phagophore assembly site; autophagosome assembly; piecemeal microautophagy of the nucleus. Gene Ontology annotation, cellular component: cytosol; phagophore assembly site; Atg1/ULK1 kinase complex.
AUGACCAAACCAUUGUCCAACUCACCCAAGCAGAACAAACCUCCCGAUCCUAUCAUGACAUCAACAAGUAGUUUGUCAAAGAGCUCGUUGGCUUCCUCAGCUGCUUCGUUGUCGCCUUCUACAUCUAUACUACUAUCCGCAGUUGCGAAUCGUACUGCCGUGCCUACAGGUAGCAGCAGCAGCAGCAGCAGCAGGAACAACAGCUAUAGAAAAGGACAGCCCCCCGUCAUUCCGCUUUCUUCAUCGUCUUCUAUUUCAACUAGCAGCAGCAGCAACAGAAAUGCCAAAUUAGAGUCCAUCAUUCAGAACUUUUAUACCAAAACAGCCCAAAUUAUUAUACAAUCAAGGAUACCAAAUAUGAAAAACACAUCAGGGAAAAAGAAGCUAAACAAAUGGUUCAAUAUAACGACAAGCGAUAACGAAAAACUCAAGGAAGAGCUCAAAUUCUGGAAAUCAUUGGUCAAAUACCAGCAAGAAGAAGAGGAGCCGCCGCCACUUGUCAUUGAUAUCUACUUGGAAACCACAGAGCCUGAUUUGCUGCAGGAAGGUGAUGAUGUUUAUGGUUGGCGCAAGUUGGAUUUGGGAAUACAGCAAAACGAUGUACAGCGUAUUCUGGUUGAAUCAUGGACUCUAUCGCUAAAUCAUCCUCUGCCUGAUUAUCCCGUUGACUUGCCAAAUUUGUACAAGAGAUCCAUCGUAUUCUUUAGAUCACUGCAUUCAUUGGUGAGAGUAUUGCCCAGCUAUAGCUUGUAUCAGCGGUUGAAACUGCAUAAUGGAGAGAUUUCAUUAGGAUACAGAUUAUCGACAAAUCACUUCAACAGAAAGGACGAAAUAUCACUUGAUCAUGCUCUCACAAGCGUCGAUACGAUUCAGCUGUAUGAAUUCAGCGAUAUUUCAACACCUUUGGGUACAUUCAAACUGAAGCUGUUAUUCCGAGAGCAUUGCAAAUUUGAUACAAAAGAGGAUUCACCAUUGCAUGGUAUAGAUGUGGAGGAGAACUUCUUUACGCCAACCAUGACCAAGUACAGAAUGGAAAAGAGCAGAGAGAAGACAAUGCCCUCACCACCUCCGCCACCAGUGCCUGUAUUCCCUACAGCUUCUAGUGUUACCUCUGCCAAAAGUAGACUGCAAUCUCAGCGAAGCACAUCAGCGGCAGCAUCAGCUAGUAUAUCGAGCCGUAGCAACCACUAUCCAAUGACUUCGAUAUCGUCUACCACAGCAUCCGGCACCAACACCCAUACAUCUCAACUGGAGAGACGCAUAUCUGCGCCAUUGGUAUCACCAUUUAAGUCGCCUUCGUUAUCAUCAUCACCCCAAAAGGAGCUCAUGUUUACAUCUUCUAACCAUUCUCGCUCAGACACGCCUGAAAGACCCAUCAGACCUGAAAGUGGAUCAUUUGGACGAAAGCCUGAAUUCUCUUCUAGUUUUGAAAAGUUCUUCUCAAAGGGUAAUACGCACAGUGGAAGCAGCAAUGCUAGUGCGAGUAGCAGCAUCCAUCACCAUAUGCAUCGGGUGGGAUCUUCCAAUAAUGUCGCAGCAGGUGAUACAAUGACUGAGAUCAGUAUGACAAGGAGAUGGUCAAGAACAAGUGAUCAUAGCUCCAUCAAUCUGGAAUCUGAGGAAGACGAGGAGGAUUUGGAAGAGUUUAUGAGGUUUAUUGCUGCUAAACAGGAGCUCAAAUUGUUUCAACAGCAAACAUCUCAGCCAAGCUUCACUGCUGCUGCCAGUGCGGCGAACGAUACCAGCAUAUCAGCAGCACAUGAGCAAGCAGAAAAGGGUGGAGCAAUGAAACCCUUAUCUCAUUUCAAGAACAUUCAGGAAACACAUACUAUUCUGUCUGAUUCAAUGAUAUUGAGCCAGCCGCAACUAAAGCAGCAAACCCAACAACAGCAGCAACAUCAAGCGAAUUAUUCGUACGAAUCUUCAUCAUCAUCUUCGCUUACCAAAGGAUUGAAUCUUCCAGCUAUACCAUCACCACUUCAUGCGACAGAAUCUGCGAUUCAUCCUAUUGCUAACGCAACAGCCCAUACCAGAGCUGUUCGUCAUAAUGAUACCUCCUUCAACAGACAUUCUGCAGCAGAGGUAGUGACAUUCUCACCCCUCAAGAACAGACAAGCGCCACCACCACCUCCACCGCCUAAAAUGCCUGUUCGCCAACACUGUACCAGUAGCAGUGGCGGCGCUUUGGAUGACGAUGAUUCUCUUGUGUUCAAGAUGAGUGAACUGAGCGGAUACGAUGAAAACGCACCCAGCAGUGGCCAUGAUAGCAGUUUUUACUAUGGCAGUAAUCGAGGUGACUAUCUUCAGAGACUCAAGAUGGCAGCAGCAUUGAAUGAUGAUGAUAAUGCUGUUUCCAACAGAAUGAAAAGAGCUGUGAGUACAGGAGGUACGCCCAACAGUAUCAUGAAUACAGCAACAGCAGCAGUGUUGCUUGAUAGUAGCGAAAGUAGCUCCAAGAGCGAUCCAGCAGGUUCCAUCAGUAACAAGUUCAAAACCACGCAGCAAGAUCAAGGUGCUAAAAUGACUCGUCGUUUCUUUUAUGAUGGAUCAUAA